GUGGUUAUAUUCUCCUUGAAUUUUGAUUGUCGGAAAAAUAAAAUUGGUGAUAGAUCGUGAUUAAAAUAAAACUAAAGAUAUUAUUUAUAUAAGCACUAAUAAUUUAGUAAUGAGUAAGAGUACAGGUUGGUUUUCAAGCCCAUGUCUAUUUGUAAUAGUUUUAAUUCAAUUCCCUAUCAUUGAUUCUGUAGCCAUGGACGAUUCCGUAGAUUCUAAGAAGAAAAGUUCCCAAGUCGAAGUUAGAGCCGUUUUCAUUGACUGUAUGGAAAGAAAAGAGGUACCGGACAGUGAUAUUACACGAUUUCAGCGUCAAGAACGAUUCAAACACAAUGCUUUACACGAUUGCAACAAGAAACUUGCUUUGACCGUGAAGAUAGCGAGCGAACCCAAUUUUAGUUUUCUUGAAGAUGAUUCUCCGCAAACUCCGGCUGAAGAAUAUAUUCCCAUUGACCACGUCCUCGAGGGCCCGGAAAGAAAGCGCGUCCGAUUGCUCAAUCCUUACAUAUUGCGCCUGCGCCGAGAGGCGCCGCUCCAGGCAUAUAAGUUGAAUAGGUUUGACACUGUCAACUGCAUAUUGACGAAAUCGGAAAGAGUUAAAUAUUCAGCUGAUAUAGAAAAUGGCAACAAUUUGAUUCGCGCACAGCGGGACACAGAAUAUGCCUUAAACGACUGGGGUCAACCAGCUGUAUUUACAUUAGAGCACGACGAGCCCGCACGACAUAGCUUCUCAAUUAAAAUAGCUGACCAUGAAAGACCCUAUGAUCAUGUCGCUGCCGCCCGUUAUGAAAAACAAAUGAUAUCAAAAGACUGUGGUUUAAGAUUAUUCAGUGUUAAACGUCCGCUGCAAAACACAAUAGCUUACUCUCUUGGCAAUUUAGUUGAGGACGAAUCUGCGCCUUCUUACGAAGUUUGUUUCAACGAUAAUGAUACAUUAACUAGAAAAAAACGUCACGAGCCAAAUAUUAUUAUUGAAGACCCACAACACAUUAAAAAACGCGUAAUAAAAGAUCAUCACCGGGAUGACAAUACUGAACUUAGUGACGAUGCUUCCUCUGAAAAAUCUCGGCCAAACGACAGGCUAUUAAGAAACAAAGAAAAAAAGACUGGUGUACGUCAUUAUAAAAAUAAAAACAGAACAUCUAAUUAUCGCCAAGGUAAUAAAGAAAAAAUUACUUUUACAAAAAUGCCAAAUGACAAACAAGAAAGUGAACACGAUCAACGAAGACGCCCUAAAAAUGCUUUCGAUGAAGAAUUAUAUUUCGACUACCCUGAACGAGUAUUCGCGCUAUAUGAAAUCGGUAAUCCUAAUGUUUGGUAUAAUGUGCAAGUGCAACUUUUUGAGAAACUUAGUACUCCCGAUGGUAAAACAGUUUGGAAUGAUUUAACUAACGGUCAACUUGCAAGUAUUAGCACCUCGAAUCCCGAAUGGAAAACAAAAGGCAUACAUUUGCAUUACCGGCCUGCCGAAUAUGUUGGAAGGGACGAAUUCACUUUGCCUAAAACUAGUUUAUGUCUCUUAGAACCAUUGUUCGGUUCAGAUUCAAAUUUUACUGCGGAUGCUGAUAGUACAAAAUAUGAUUAUAGCGACAAAUACAUAGUAGUGCCCAUAGAAGAUGUUAUUGGAGUGGAAGAUGCUGUAAAUAUAUUUAAACGAAACCCUAACGCCACUGACUCUACAUUGAAUUUUGAAGGGUAUAAAGACCGCUUUCGCAAAGUUCAAGUAAGAGUGUCAAGAGCUUUAAUUGGAAGCAAUAUAGACAAUUUCAACAUAGCUAACCAUGGAUCAGAGAGGUUCUUAACCUUGCCGCAUCAAAGGACUCAUCGCGCACAGAUCGAUGUGGAAAUUCGAGCUGAUGACAAUCAACUCAUUCGGGUCGGGUCCUCUGGGCGACUGUCAACAAUUGUAUCAGAUCACACACGAAAAACACGGGCCGUUCUAACUGUGCAAGCUACAAACACAGGACUAGCUUCCGCAGGUUUCAGAGCCAUGGUUCGUGACUGUGGUCCAGAAUUGACAGAAUUGAUCAAUGAGAAGAAUAACGAAGGCGCAACAUCUGGACCUAUCCUUUUACCUCCACAGCAUACGCAAAACCUUCGUCUCGAAUUAGCAGUAGAGUUUCCUGUGGAUAUCGCGCACUGUUCUGUGGCUCUAGUGAACGAUGAAGAUGAAACUGUAGCAGUACGAGACGUAGCCGUUAAAAAAGGCGACCGUUGUUUCUGUGUAUUUCAUUGUGACUGUGUUUGCUUGAGCGAGGAUCCAAAAUUACUAUGCCGUGAAAUGACAGAAACGCGCCAAGCGGCGGCUGGUCUUACUAAUCUAGAACACACACGUCGCUCUCGCUCCACUAUAUACCUGGACAGUGUUAUACUAGACGCUUGGUCUUCGGCCACUGGAGUUAUCCUCUUUUUGGUUGUUUUGGGGCUAUGUAAAGCUGUGUUGGGUCUGUACUUUGUCAGAAUUGGGAACUGGGGCCUGUCUGAAUUGGUGACUUCAACGAAAAUAGACAGUUACUUUGAGAAGGAACUGAAAGGAGAAAUAGUAAUCUAUGACGACUUCGGGAGACCUAUUCAUCCUCAAACUCAUAAGCCAGUAAGGAUGUUUAGUGGGUACGUACGCAAAUAUGAGAACACUGCCGAUCAUACACUCGCUGAGUGCCAAGCGUGGGUGCAACAACGCGCUUCGCUCCCUGCAGUGGUGGGACAUGACCUCUCGCUGCCGGCUGUGGUCAAGGCCACGGUAGCCAGAGUGGCGUCAUGGGAGGCGACGGCCUCAUUCUGCGAGGAAGUGAUGGCGCAGAAGGAGGCCGCGGAGCGUAAUCGAGAGGACGAUCCACUCUCAGCUCCGAUCCGCAGGAGGGGAACGAGGCGCAGAAGGGGUCCUCGGGAUCAGGAUUGGGAAAUCGUGCCACUCCGACAUAAAGGGACCCUGGCGACGGUAGCGAUCUGCCAAGUGUUCCAGGCAGUUCCAAGCAGUCCCCUGCGAUUAGGAGAACAGGGUGAACUAUUUUCACCCUGGACUCUGAAAGGGUCCGUGCAAACGGACGACACCGGUGGGUUCGCGGAAGAAUGCGGAAGCGCCCCCGGGUUCCCGCCACAAGAAACUUGCAAGUGCCGGUUGUCUCCAGUUGCCAGUUUUCGCAACCGGCAACCGCAACUCGUGAAGCAACUUCACUCCCUCCUCACCCGGUAA
Messenger RNA from Hyposmocoma kahamanoa, 3190 nucleotides. RefSeq lists its product as uncharacterized. The record is from RefSeq and is a predicted model, not a curated record. The coding region runs from base 110 to 3190 and encodes 1026 amino acids. NCBI's taxonomy places the organism in Eukaryota, Metazoa, Arthropoda, Insecta, Lepidoptera, Cosmopterigidae. The transcript is spliced from 19 exons.